UUGACGGAGAUCACUGACGCUUAGACCUGGGAACGGGAUCUUGGGACGUGGUGACAGUAAUGACCAAGCAACUCCUUCAUAAGCGCAUCCAGCACCGAUGAGUGUCAGUGGAACGAAAUUGCUUUUCGUCUUUGCUUGGAUCCUUGGCUGCACUUAUACUCGUUAUUACGAUCCACUUGGCCUAACAAAUUCGUCAGUGAGGCCUCCGUAUACUUGUGCUAGGGUAUAUACUUGAGAUGGAGCUUGAAAUCGGCAACUCCAAGGUGUUCAGCGCUUCUUUGCCUUCAUUGAUCGCCACUGCAGUCGCAGCCUCGAAUUGCUCUGGGAGAUCGAAUAUCCAGGCCACCCAGACCUAUAGCACCGGAUCGCGGCAGUAUGUUGCAGGCAUGGCAGCCUUCUUCACCUCGUCGAUCCACAUCGCGGUGAACAACUCGAUCCCUUCAGCGCACUCGUAGUAGUCAAUUAAGACAGCCACCUUCGCAAGCAACUCGAAAAAGGCGAUCCGUGGCACUCGAAAGAGACGAUCCGCGGCACUUGUUUAUUGCGCAAGUGAAAAAUUUGCAGUAGCAUGAGGAAUGCCUGCUCGUCCCGAUUGUGAGCGAGAACUUCGUAAUGUCCGUUAACCAGCUUGAAUUCGGCCUAGCCUUCUCUAGCCAUGGCGCGUUUGAAUCAGGGCGAAGCGAGCUGUAGGUGACGUGAAGGGACGUGAAGGGACGUGGUAGUGAAUGACCCCCUCAUCUUGAGUUCGGCAGGCGAGGUACCUUGGGCCACCUCUGAGCAGCUCUGGGCUUCCACUACUGGCCGGUUUGCGCGCUUUUUUCUUCUUCUUCUUAUUCUUCCUCUUCCUCUUGUUUUUUUCUUCUUCUUCAAUACUCCUGCAAUCUGGUAG
Molecule: messenger RNA, 889 nt
Organism: Macroventuria anomochaeta
Lineage: Eukaryota; Fungi; Ascomycota; Dothideomycetes; Pleosporales; Didymellaceae
Exons: 2
Coding region: 237-455 (72 amino acids)
Source: RefSeq, a predicted model, not a curated record